CACCCUCUAAUUCUUUCAGCAUAUUCUCCCCGCCAUGGCUUCCACCGCCGCUGGUCAUGAGCUCGCGCCCACCACGGGAGCCACCCUCGUCGUGGGUGGCACCGGCUACAUCGGCCGCUUCGUCGCCGAGGCUGGCCUGGCCCUUGGCCACGCCCUCUACGUCCUCGUCCGCACCUUUGGCCCCUUCGUUUCCCCCUCCCGUGCGGCCACCGCCGCAGCCCUCCGCGAGAAAGGAGCCAUUAUUUUGGAGGGUUCCGUGGACGAUAAAGACUUCAUGGAGAAGACUCUGAGAGAGAACAACAUCCAUGUAGUUAUCUCCGCGGUUGGCGGCGAGAGCAUUCUGGAUCAGCUCUGCUUGCUCGACGCCAUCCAAGCUGCGGGCACCGUCAAGCUAUGCCUUGCGCUGGUGUGGCAGCGGUUCCUGCCGUCGGAGUUCGGGCACGACAUCGACAAGGCGAACCCGGUGGAGCCGGCACUGAGCCUCUACAACAGAAAGAGAAGGGUUCGGCGAGCCGUCGAGGCCGCCGGCGUUCCCUACACCUACAUAUGCUGCAACUCCAUCGCCGGCUGGCCCUACCACGACAACAAACACCCGUCCAAGGCGGCGCCACCGCUGGACCGCUUCGUCAUCUAUGGGGACGGCAGCGUCAGAGCCUUCUUUGUUGCAGGAAGUGACAUUGGGAAAUUUACGAUGAGAUCAGCCUUCGACAGUCGCACCGUGAAUAGAGCUGUUCACUUCCGCCCGACUUGCAAUUGUGUUAGCUUGAACGAGAUGGCUUCCCUGUGGGAGCGCAAGAUUGGAAGGACACUGCCAAGAGUCAGAUUCACUGAGGAGGACCUGCUCGCCAUUGCUAAAGAGAAUGAGAUUCCAGCCAGCGUUGUUGCUGCCUUGACUCAUGACAUCUUCAUCCUUGGAUGCCAAUCCAAUUACUCGGUGGACGGGGUGAAGGAUGUGGAGGUCAGCUGCCUCUACCCCGACAUGGCAUUCCGGACACUCGAUGACUGCUUCAGUGACUACAUCUCGAGCCUUUUGCCCCACCAAGCUAGGGAGACAAGACCAUCUGCGGCCGCUGCUACGGUGGAUCAACCGGCAGUUCCACCGGCCACUGCUUAAUUACAAGCAUGCAUGGAUGCAUAGAACUCCAUCG
This is a messenger RNA of Musa acuminata subsp. malaccensis (wild Malaysian banana), 1148 nucleotides long. RefSeq names its product leucoanthocyanidin reductase-like. Gene Ontology annotation, molecular function: oxidoreductase activity. The record is from RefSeq and is a predicted model, not a curated record. Lineage: Eukaryota; Viridiplantae; Streptophyta; Magnoliopsida; Zingiberales; Musaceae.